This is a messenger RNA of Mercurialis annua (annual mercury), 1913 nucleotides long. RefSeq lists its product as uncharacterized. Lineage: Eukaryota; Viridiplantae; Streptophyta; Magnoliopsida; Malpighiales; Euphorbiaceae. Bases 144 to 1649 code for a protein of 501 amino acids. The transcript has 6 exons. The record is from RefSeq and is a predicted model, not a curated record.
AUACUUUCAAAAACUGGCGCCAUUUUCACUCUUCCGCCAAACAAAAUCCCCCCUCUCUUCUGUCACUCCCAAAAUUCCCAUUUCCAAUCGAAAAACCCUAAUCCAAUUUCAAUCCCUAAUUCACCUUCCAUAGGAACCAAAAAAUGGGGAAGCAAACCAAAUCCCAAGCCUCCCAAUCGUUCGGCAAAGGAGACGUAACCCCGAUGCAAACCGCAUUCAUUGUAGACCGAUAUCUCGCCGAUAACAAUUUCUCCGACGCUCGCUCCGCCUUUCGAACCGAGGCGGCUUCCCUCAUUGCCAAAUCGCCAGUUCAAGAAGCGCCCAAGAGUUUGUUGAGCUUAGGAGAUAUGUUGAAUGAGUAUAUCUUAUUAAAAGAGCAAAAAGUUAUGGUGGAUCAAGAACGGGUGCGUUUGGAACAGGAAAAAAUUAGGGUUCAGACGCUUUUACAUGGUAUGCAAGAUGUAAUGAAUGCUUAUAAUGUCAAUGCACCUGGACCGUUGAUUCAGAAUUCUGCUGUGAGAUCUAUGGUGGUUCCUCAGUCUGGUCUUAGAUCGUCUGCUGGUUGUUCUAUGUACACAUCAUCACCGACUGUUGUGCCAUUUCCGAUGGGCACAAAUAUCAUUAAUCAGCAUACAAAUAUGUCUUCAUCGGUUAAAAACUUGACGAGGAAAAGAGUUGGCUCAAUUGUUGGUUUGGAGCCGUCUUCUGCUAAUAAGAAAUCUCGAAGCAGAUUGCCAUUAAAUGUUAAGAAACCAGCCAACCAAGCAAUUACACAUGAAGCUGCACAGCCUGAUAACGCAGCUACGACAAAUGUUACUGCUCAGUCUUCUAUGAUCAAAUUAUCACCUCAUAACCAUGUACGUAGUUUUACAAUAGGUCAAGGAUCAAGCGUUGCUAAGAGUUUAUUCAAUCAACCUUCGUUGCCUCCCCCUACUAAUUCAACUGGUCCUAAUACGCCACCACGAGCAAUUUUCACUGACAAUGAUCGAUCUGUAUCUUCAAUGGGUGUAUCUUCUUCAGCGUAUUGCAGCAAUAGCAUUACUUCUCAAGUGACUCCUACAAAUUGUACUGUAAUUACAUCAGAAAGACUUACUGUAAGCCCAUGUAAACAUGUGUCAUACACAAUGGAGAGAAACCAAUGCAUUUCUUCGUCCUCACCGAUCAAGACAACAUAUAAUAGGUUGACAAAGAGGGAAACUGUAAAAGGAAGACUAGAUUUUGAUAUUUCUGAUGUGGCACCGAGUGUGGAUAAACCAAUUGUUGAAGAGCUAUGUUCCUCUGAGUCUGAUAAGGAAGGAGACCCUUUUGACAUUGAUUUGCCCAAUUUAGAUGCAUUUGGAGCUAACUUCUCUUUCUCAGAAUUGUUAAUUGAUCUGGAUCUUGAAUGUGAAGGGCUUGGUUGCCCUCCAGUUCUGGGUGCUUCUACAGACUGUUUUUCAGGGUCCUCACCGGAGUCUGGGGAUGGUAAUCUAGGGGAUGACCCAUUGAUUUCAGAUUUUUCGUCAACUAUGACUGAGGCAAUCUCAGGAAUAGAUACGAACAUAGAGACAAACAUUCAAGGCUCUGAUGCUCCAACUGCUAUGAAGACAAUAUCAAAUAACAUUAUCUUAAGCCCAGCAAAAACCAACCGAAGUUCUCCAGAGCAGUAAAAUUACAUGGCAAGAAAUUGGAUUUUUUGAAGAUUCUGAUGACUCUUAAUCUGACUUAUUCCCAGUACAGAACUCACUGAUUCUCUUAACUAUUAGCAUUACAAGAGGCGAUUUUUGAGUUCUUUGUUUGGCUUAUUGCUCGAGUCUGACAAAGCAUUUGCUACUUUUACGAUAUUAUAGUCUAACCAAUGUCUUUCUGUCAUAUGAACAUAUGAUCACCCAUGCUGGAUAAUACAACACAAAUAUUGAGUAGGCCUUUGUCAA